Molecule: messenger RNA, 1614 nt
Organism: Manihot esculenta (cassava)
Lineage: Eukaryota; Viridiplantae; Streptophyta; Magnoliopsida; Malpighiales; Euphorbiaceae
Product: probable glycosyltransferase At5g03795
Exons: 5
Coding region: 112-1383 (423 amino acids)
Molecular function (GO): glycosyltransferase activity
Source: RefSeq, a predicted model, not a curated record
UCAAGGAACUUAAUAUUAUGGGAUUAAUAUUACCCUCCACCGCCACCGCCACCGCCACCGCCACCUCGAUUACCUCUGGACACUCAACCCCUUACCAUCAUAUCCCGGGCGAUGACAGCCGGAAAGCUUCAACAACAAGCAUCAAAAUACAUGUGUUCUCUAAAAUCUUCCCUCCUCACUCUCGCAAUCCUAACAUUAAUCUCCUUCACUUACCUUUCCAUCAAUUCUCUCCAAUCCUCCUCUUCAUCGUCCUCCUCCUUUUCUCCUAUCGUCUCCAGUUCCGUUUUAAAGCAGCUACAGAGAGGGACGGAAAGAGUGACGGAAGAGAAAGGGAACUCAUUUGACAAUGAGAUUCCGGAUCUGUACCACCAGCCUCAGAUUUUCAAAUUGAAUUAUGAGGCAAUGGAGAGGAACUUCAAGGUUUAUAUCUAUCCCGAUGGGGAUCCCAACACCUUUUAUCAAACACCUAGGAAAUUGACUGGCAAGUAUGCUAGUGAGGGUUAUUUUUUCCAGAAUAUCAGAGAAAGUCGCUUCCGGACUGAGGAUCCAAAUCAGGCUCACCUCUUCUUUAUCCCCAUCUCCUGCCACAAGAUGCGAGGCAAGGGCACCUCUUAUGAGAAUAUGACCAUAAUAGUUCAGAAUUAUGUGGAGAGCUUAAUAGCCAAGUAUCCCUAUUGGAACAGAACAUUGGGUGCAGAUCACUUCUUUGUCACUUGUCAUGAUGUUGGUGUAAGGGCAACUGAAGGAGUUCCGCUUCUUGUAAAGAAUGCAAUACGAGUUGUGUGCUCCCCAAGUUAUGAUGUAGGAUUCAUUCCUCACAAAGAUGUUGCUCUUCCUCAAGUACUGCAGCCAUUUGCCCUUCCAGCUGGAGGGAAUGAUGUAGAAAACAGGACAGCACUUGGUUUCUGGGCAGGUCAUAGAAACUCCAAAAUAAGAGUAAUUUUGGCACGCAUUUGGGAAAAUGAUACAGAGCUUGAUAUUUCAAAUAACAGAAUAAGUAGGGCUACAGGACAUCUAGUAUAUCAAAAGAGAUUUUACAGGACUAAAUUCUGCAUAUGCCCUGGUGGUUCUCAGGUCAAUAGUGCUCGCAUAGCUGAUUCAAUCCACUAUGGAUGUGUACCUGUAAUAUUAUCCAACUACUAUGACCUGCCAUUCAAUGACAUUCUUGAUUGGCGAAAAUUUUCGGUCAUACUUAAGGAACAAGAUGUAUACCAGCUCAAGCAAGUCCUCAAGAAUAUAUCUGAUGAAGAGUUUGUUACUUUGCAUAAAAAUUUGGUUGAGGUCCAGAAGCACUUCCAGUGGAAUUCACCUCCAAUCAAAUAUGAUGCAUUUCACAUGGUCAUGUAUGAUCUGUGGCUGCGCCACCAUGUUAUCAAAUACUAACGGGAUAAUGGGUAUGAUUCCUAUUGACUUUUGUAUACGCUCAAAGGCUGCAUGCUAACAACCCAAAACCUGUAAAUUAUCAGUCUUAUACUUGUUACUCUGUGAAGGGAAUCAGAGACAAGUAAGGUCUUUAUUUAAUUUGUUCUUUCAUUCAUCUUAUGCAUCUUUUGUAUGUAGAUACAAUCUGUGAUUCUUGUUCUGAUACCAAAUUCAAUAUCUUGUUCCACAUAA